AUGACCGUGUUGUGUCUGGGGCACCACGUGACCACAGUGUUGGGGGCAAGGCCCUACACGGCAGCCUCCUCCAAGCAAACAGCCGAGCGGCCAGGAGCGGAGGCUCGGGUGGACCUGGGCUGCAGCAGGGAGAGACGCCCGGUGGCCCUGGACGUCCAGCACACUGCUCCUGGUCAGCCUGGUGUUUCCCAACUUUCUCCUGACCUCAGCCUGUCCUUCUGCAGGGACUGCUACUUCCUGUGUGAGAUGAAUUCGGGGGCCACCACCUGCAAGGUCAGCCUCUCCAUGAUGCCCCUAAAGCAAGGUGUUGUGCUCCACCUCUCCCUGACGUUACGGGUUGGGCAUAAAAACCUCAGUCUCACUCUGCUGGCGCCAGGCACUGUAAGGCUGGAGUUCUUCCUGAUGCUGGGGCUCAUCCUCUUUGCCAGUGUGAGCAUCGGGCUCAUCAUCCAGACAGGGGAGGAGACAGGUCCCCCUCUGCCAGGUCACCCACCUGCCCCUGGCUGGGCUCAGGCACCUCAUGUGAAAUUCCCUCAGGACCCAGGAGAGGGAGAGAUAUGGGUCCCCCUUUGCAAGCAGGAACACUGGGUGUCUCUCGGUGGCUUCGAGGAUGCUGUGAAAGCCCAGGAGGCUGCGUGGUUGUGUGGCCAGCUGACAGUGACGACCAUCUCACUCUGCCCUGAACACUCAUGCAGGGAUAGAAGCCGCCAGAACCUUCUCUCAGGUCCAGAGCCCAAGCAGCCCAUGGCAUUUCAUUUCAUUCUUUCCUUUUUUUUUUUUCUUUCCUGUCACCCCCCUUCUUUCCUGACGUCUGCUUUCCUGGCACCAAUCCUGGGUGUGGAGUUUGUCCUGGGGACUGGCGGGGCCCUCUUCCUCUUCCACGUCCGCAGGUGGCCCUGGACGUCCAGCACACUGCUCCUGGUCAGCCUGGUGUUUCCCAACUUUCUCCUGACCUCAGCCUGUCCUUCUGCAGGGACUGCUACUUCCUGGGGCAGUGCAGGUGGUUGGGACUCCGGGGAGCACCUGCUCCUGACCACUAAUUUCAGCCACUCCUCUCCUAGUUACGGGUUGGGCAUAAAAACCUCAGUCUCACUCUGCUGGCGCCAGGCACUAAGGCUGGAGUUCUUCCUGAUGCUGGGGCUCAUCCUCUUUGCCAGUGUGAGCAUCGGGCUCAUCAUCCAGACAGGGGAGGAGACAGGCGGCGGCAGGCGCGGGCCACGGAGGGCUCUGUGCAUGCUGGCGAUGGUGGUCCGUCUAUGCCACCUGCUCAGCACCAUCUUCAGCACGCCUUCCAUGGUGGCCUUCUAGCCACAGGCCUGCCACACCACAUCGGCAUAUGGUGUCCACAGGUCCCUGGCCCUGACCUACCUCAACAGCAGCCUGGACCUGUAGCUUAACUGCUUCUGCAGCCCCAGCUUCCCCAGCUAGAGCUGGGCCCUGCGGGGCCUCACACAGAGAAUGGACGGGCAGAGACCAGAGCAACUACCAGCCUUCCACACGCAGCACUUGGAGGCCAGUAGGAAGGCAGAGGCUGCAGUGAAGCUGCAGGCAGGGGUCUCCCUAGAGGCCCCUCUGACGCUGAGGUCGCUGCAGGGAAUAGUGUCUCCGCCCGCCAGGCUCUGACAACCCAACUGGACAAGGUGCCUCAACCAACUGGACAAGGGACAUCUGAGACCAGGGGCCAAGGCAGAGACAGGACCCAGCUGGCAGAAGACAGAGGAUGGCCUCGGUCUUGCAGAGUGUAGGAAAGCAGCCGGUGCCAGGCCAAGAGACAAGGCUGAGGGAGCAGCUGCCUGGUCCUGGGGCCCGGAGCCAAGUACUGGGAGAGCAGACAGCCUGCCUUAGGAACGGGACAGCUGUGUUAUCCGGGAUCUCUGGUGUGUCCCUUCCAAUACUCCCUUUUGAAAAUGCAAGCGUGUCUCAGCUGUUCUAAGGAAAAGCAAAUUAACUUCCUUGGCUCCCACCUGGACUGGGUCGCAGGAUUCAAAGUGAACGCCCCAAAGUGAAAGGACCCUCUGGGACAGAGUGAGGAGGUCACCCAGCAGCCUCUUCACAGGGACAGUGUCCUUCAGAGCUCUUGGGAAGG
Messenger RNA from Tupaia belangeri chinensis (Chinese tree shrew), 2086 nucleotides. RefSeq names its product oxoeicosanoid receptor 1. Gene Ontology annotation, cellular component: plasma membrane. The record is from RefSeq and is a predicted model, not a curated record. Gene Ontology annotation, molecular function: G protein-coupled receptor activity. Lineage: Eukaryota; Metazoa; Chordata; Mammalia; Scandentia; Tupaiidae. Gene Ontology annotation, biological process: G protein-coupled receptor signaling pathway.